Messenger RNA from Penicillium coprophilum, 2328 nucleotides. Its product is annotated as transcription factor domain-containing protein. Gene Ontology annotation, molecular function: zinc ion binding; DNA binding; DNA-binding transcription factor activity, RNA polymerase II-specific. Bases 1 to 2328 code for a protein of 775 amino acids. The record is from RefSeq and is a predicted model, not a curated record. NCBI's taxonomy places the organism in Eukaryota, Fungi, Ascomycota, Eurotiomycetes, Eurotiales, Aspergillaceae. The transcript has a single exon. Gene Ontology annotation, biological process: DNA-templated transcription; regulation of DNA-templated transcription.
AUGCAGCCUUUUCGUAAAGGCUAUGAACUCCCACCGGUGCAGUCAGUGACGUCGGGCGCAUUCCCGGCGCCCGCGCUGCUUUCCGCUCCGCCGAGCAGACCUGAUAGCGGGAUGCGAAUGUCCCAUUUACUACAGCCUAUGCCUUCCACUGUACCGGCGACAUCACCGUAUCAGCGCUUUUAUGACUCCGCUUCCGGGUCACCAGCUGAGAGUACACUUCCAGAUGCCCCGCCAAUGAAUUCUGCAGGUCUCUACCAAACCAGUCCGGGCCAUGGGCAGCAAACCGCCGCGCAAUUACAGCAGAAGCGUGCGUAUCGCCAGCGUAGAAAGGACCCCAGCUGCGAUGCGUGUCGUGAGCGCAAGGUCAAAUGUGACGCCUCGGAGUCCUCCAGUUGCACCGAAUGUAACAAUCGCAGAGUGCGUUGUCAAUUUACCAAGGAGACGAACCGUCGUAUGUCGUCCAUCAAACAAGUUCAGGAUCUGGAGAAGCAGUUGCAGAACACGAAACAGCAACUACAGCACUUACAGACCGGCAUGAUGCGCCCCGAUCGCAUGGUUGAUGUUGACGAAGGCGUCCCGCAGCCGAUGGUCAAGUUGCCGGAGAUCGAAUAUCGACCCGUGCGCCGUUCCAAGGCGCCCAUCCCACAGGAUUUCUCCGAUGUGCGAUCUAAUCUCCGUCGUUACGGUCGUGGUAUUUUGAAGGUGCCCACUCCGUACCGCCAAAAGGGUGCAGAAUCAUUGGUCACUGGGGAUGCGCCGGAACUGCCGCCGAAGAACUUAGCAGAUCACUUACUGGCCCAAUAUUUCAAUUGCAUCCACUCGGUGCUUCCGAUACUCCAUUGGCCCAUAUUUAUCGCAGAGUAUGAACAAGUUUAUCGGUCGGGGUCAUUGCUGGGUGUCUCGACCGAAUGGGCGGCCGUGUUGUUUAGCGUAUUUGCUUGCGGCUCGAUUCACACGAACGAGGCCAAUCGGGAAGAGGAAGGAAAGAAAUAUGUACGCACUUCCUGUGGCAUUAUUGAUGUUUGGCAUGACAACUUCAAUUUGGAUCGGGCUCGCGCAGCGCUACUGGCAAGCAUCUUUCUCUACGAGGUCAAUUCGAAGUCAGCUAGCUGGGUAUGGAUUGGCUCUGCAGUGCGAGUGGCUCAAGAGAUUGGGCUGCACAUCGACUCUGGACCGUGGCCUGCAGUCGAAGGAGAGAUGCGGAAGCGUGUUUGGUGGGGGCUAUACGCCUGGGACAGAUUGCUUGCGCUUGAGAUGGGAAAGCCUGUGUUGAUCAAUGAUCAAGAUUGUGAUAUCGACCUUCCAUGUCCCGUGGACGAGCAGUAUAUCACAGAAGGCGGCAUCAUCCCAGACAGCCAACAAACAACGCCACUACUAGCUACAAUCCACGUCGUCCGAUCCAUCGGUCAACUCACGCGCACUCUACGCUCCGCAACCAUCAGUCCUGCCACGCUCGAGACUUUUGAACUCCAUUUCAACACCUGCCUCGCUACCUUUCCCUCCCAAUUUCACCCCAAAACUGACCAAGACCUCGACCCCCGCUCCCUCGCCCCGGUAAUCUACCUCCAGAAUGCCCGUCUUCUCCUCCACCGCCACAACAUCUCCCCCUUCUGCCCAGAAUUUGUUCGCACCUCAGCAAUGGACUACUGCGUCUCGACAGCUCUCGACACGGCCAACAUUCUCGCACGCUGCAUGCGCAACUACCCAACGAAACCGGGACCACCAUGUAUCAAUGAUCCCCGCUCGCACUUUGCCUCCUGCGCCGGCUCCCUUCUCUGUACACACAUCUGGCGCUGCACCCUCCUCCUUCUCUUCCGCGCCGAGUACGACGGUGCUCUAGCGUGCGUCCAAGCGCUGGCGUCAAUUGGCGACGUGCGCACCGUCAACGCAGCCUGUGGCCGAUACCUUGCCUUCUUCCUACGUCGUCUCCUAGUUCGCAUUCGCCCAUCCGAGGGACACGUCGUUGAUCUCGACCACGACGAGGAAAUGAUGGCGUAUGUCUCGGGCGAUAUGCAAGGAACCACCGACGGCAGUUGGGUGUGGCAUGGAUCCGAGACGGGGUCUCAAUUGGAGGGGAUGGGGAACGCGACGUUGGAAUCUUCGAGCCAUCGGACGGAGAUGGAGAUGGAUGCAGAAUGGGAAGGGUGGGAGUGGAUUGAGAAGACUGUGCAGAAUCUCUUCAACGAGAAACAACAGCAACAACAGCGGCAUGUGGCUUAUGGACAGCCAAAGCUGGAAGCUUCUGCUUCGUCUUCUACUCUUGCGCCUGAAUCAGCUGGUUCAGCUAGUUCGGCGCAUUCACGCAUGACGAUUGCUAGCAUUAUUUGA